Molecule: messenger RNA, 2662 nt
Organism: Pomacea canaliculata
Lineage: Eukaryota; Metazoa; Mollusca; Gastropoda; Architaenioglossa; Ampullariidae
Product: putative acyl--CoA ligase YdaB
Exons: 7
Coding region: 193-1845 (550 amino acids)
Molecular function (GO): CoA-ligase activity
Source: RefSeq, a predicted model, not a curated record
GUAAAUUCAAAUUAAAGACGUUAGUAGGGUCACAUGCCCAGAGUAGUGGAUGGAGGUAUCAAGGAGGGUUUAGCCUUAUAAAAGCUUGCGAUGUUGCUGGGAUAAAGGUCAGUCUGCUAUCUACAUUCCUGCGAUUUUCACCUCGAGAAGUGCGGUGGAUAGAACAGACUGAACAAAGGGAGAGAAUCCCCAAUGGCAGACAUGUCUCACAGUGACACCAUUGCGUCACGACUGCGGUACUGGAGUGUGACUUCUCCAGAGACAAUGGCUUUUAUCUACGUCACCCCUGAAGGAGAGCGAUAUGCGUACAGCAGACGAGAGUUUUUCUCUUGGUCACGCAGGGCGGCCAGCUGGCUUCGAUCCCGGGGCAUGCGCAAACGUGACGUCAUUCUCUGCCUUCUAAGCAACUCCCCCGAGCAAGCCUUUAUCAUGAUGGGUGCCACGUUGCUAGGGGCAACAGUUAUAGUCACCGGAAUGCAGUUUCGAGACGGAUCGGACCUGGUGCCAGUCUUGACCCUCGGUGACGUCACGACUAUUGUCCUCGACCCGAGAGACGCUGACAUCAUUUCCGGUCUCAAGAAUCACAUCCCUAACUUGUGUGGUGGACAGGUCACUGCUGACACUUUUCCAGCUUUGAGGACCGUUAUCUUCUGUAAUAGAAACCCCGAGGGUUCAGGGGAGCUGUUUCUGGAAUCCAUUUCCAGGGACCAAGAGGCAGAACCUGAGGACAUCAACCCCGAUGACCCCGCCCACAUUUUCCUCACAUCCGGUAGUACAGGACAGUCUAAGCUCGUGCUAUGUACUCACAAGCAGGUCCUGGCCCUCGGGCCCACGAUGAUCGAGUGCUAUGGGUGUAAGCCGGGUGACGUGCUAUUCAGCAGCAACUUUUUUGGGUGGGUUACUGGAUAUCCCGCCGGUUACUACUUUUGUGGAAUUACAAGAGUGGCCCCUUAUAUCAAAGGUUCCCAACCAAAAGACGAGUUAAAAUUCCUGCUUGAUGUGAUGAGCAAAGAGAAGGCCACUCAUGUCCUGACUUUACCUCAAGUGGCCAAGAAAUUUCUCACACGCACUGACCUCCUGACCUCUGAUCUGACGUGGCGAGCGCGAGCGUUCAUUUUUGGCGGCUCCCCGGUCAGGAAAGAUGUCGCCGGGAUCUUGGGAACUCUGACGUCAGAGAUUCGGGUGGUCUGUGGGACCACAGAGACAGGCUUCAACUUGUACAAAUCCUACACAGACCCUGACAAGGUCGAAAACUUCAACUGCGGAAAACCUGUCCAGGGUGCACAGGUCAAAGUCGUUGACCAACAUCUUCAGGAAGUUCCUCCCAACACUAAAGGUGAACUGAUGAUCAUGCACAACAACGUUUUCCCCGGUUAUCUCAAGCAGCCAGGGCAGUCAGCUGCAGCCACACCGGAGCCUGGCUGGUUCAAACCUGGUGACCUCGCUUACGUCACUGACGAGGGCGACGUUUGUGUCGAGGGGAGACAAACUGAGGCUAUAACUGUGGGAACGUGGACGAUGUAUCCGCAGCCCUUGGAGACCAGUCUCCUGACAUGUCCAGGAGUACACGAGGUGGCAGUGGUGGCUAUUCCCGACAAGGACUUUGGAAGCCGUCCUUGCGCAUGCGUCGUGCCAGAUUCCAGACCGGAAGCUGAUCGCCUUGUGCCUGACGAUGUUCUUCGCGUGUGCUCGGAAUUUUUUCGAGGAAGUUUUCUCAGAGAGUACAGGCACGAAUCCUCUCCUAUCAAGAACUGCUUGCUCUUUGAUCAGUUUCCUGUCAACUCCAGUGGUAAAGUACAACGGAGUCUUCUUCGAACCUUAGCGAGAGAGAGGCUUGGCUUGUAAACUCAUCUUACUAACUUCGCAGUAAAAUCAUGGACACUUCGAUUUGUAUCAACCCAUUAUUAUUCAAAUUGUUAUAAAUAUAAGUUUAAUUAGUUUUUUUUUCUGACAAGCAAGUCUGUGUUAUUUUUAACUUCGUUUCAGUUGCCAGACAGAUAGAACUCAGUUUCCAUCAACAAAAGUAUAGAAUUUUAACAUCACUGGAAAACAGUUCUUUUAUUAUAAAUUUUUACAAUCCAUUGACCGCUUCCGUUAUUUUCUGACUUUUCAACAACGAUUGUUUCCCACUAUUGUUCACCACUUGUAUAUAAAGUAUUCAUUUGGUGUGGUUUACCUGAAGCCUACUCAGUGCAUAUGAAAACUGUGGUAGCUUCCAGAUUUAUUAGUUGGAUACUGAUUAUUGUGAAACAGUCUAUAUUAGUGGCACCAGGUAUGACUACAACCCUAUAUGAAGCGGGUUUUUUUAAAAGGGCUAAGAUUGAAAAAAAAUUCCCAAAGAUUUGUGAAGAUUAUUUACUUUAUUCGAAUCUUUAUUGCCUGCCAUUCUGUUUGUCUCCACGUUUAUUUGAAACUUUUAUCGAUAGCUUCUGUUCAUAAAAUUUUAUUCGGAUUUCACAGUUUUUACAUUUACUGACUGUUAAGAUUAAACAUAUUUUUGACGCUGUACUUGCAUUUCCAACGAGAAAUAAAAGAUGGUUUUAUUAUCAUGACUAGAUUAUGUUCUCAAAAACUACAUCAGAGAGCGACUACUAUUUGUACUUCGACCAUCUUCUUUUUAUAUAUAUAUUUACAUCCUGUAAAUAAAGCAGUUUUAACUCUG